AUGGCCGUCGAAAUCUAUGUUAUUCUUGUUUUCCUUAUUUAUAUUAUAUUCAAUGCCAGUGCAAUUUAUAAUUUUGUCAAGGAGCGUCGGAGGGUAAUUUCGCUUCUCAAAAAAGUGCCAGGACCCCUUGCACUACCAAUAAUUGGCACCACGUUCCAGUUCAAGCUUAACCCAAAAGCAUUUGCGCAACAAAUGAGAGAUUGGGCUGGAUAUUAUAACAAAGUUGGAACGGAUUUAGCAAUAUUUUGGAUCGGACCUCAUCCGAUGGUCAUUGCCCUUAAUCCUGUGACAAUUAAGGCAAUUUUGGAAAGCAAUGUGGUGAUUAAUAAAAGUCGAGAAUACGAGAUAUUCCUUCCGUGGCUCGGCACCGGUUUGCUUCUAGCUGGAGGCAGCAAAUGGAGACAACGUAGGAAAAUGCUGACACCUUCGUUUCAUUUUCAAGUUCUCAACGAUUUUCAAGCAAUUUUCGAUUAUCAGUCAAAGAUUUUAGUGGAUCAACUAAAUAAAAAAGUCAAAGAAACGUCGACUUUUGAUAUUUUCCCUUUUAUCAAACGAUGCGCACUGGAUAUUAUUUGUGAAACUGCUAUGGGAAGCACUGUUAAUGCUCAAACUUACCACAGUCAUCCAUAUGUAAAGGCGGUUUCGAAUAUGAACAUUCUAUCCUAUAAAUAUCAAAGAAUGCCGUGGCUUUGGAUAAAGCCGAUCAAAUAUCUUUCGGGUUUCGCGAAACAGUAUGAGAAAAAUUUGGCGACUGUCACCAAUUUCACGAAGGAAGUUAUCGAAAGCAAAACGAAAGAGUUUGAAGAAGCUGGCAACUCGUGGGGCAAUAAAGAUAAGAAGGCGUUUCUUGAUAUGCUGAUUGAGCUCAAAGAAGAAGGCGGUUUGACGUAUGAGGAUAUUCGCGAAGAAGUUGACACAUUCAUGUUUGAAGGUCACGAUACAACAUCCGCUGGAAUCGGAUGGACAUUAUGGUGUUUGGCGAACAAUCCAGAAAAUCAGAAAAAAGCUCAACAGGAACUCGACGAAAUUUUCGGUGAUUCGAACCGAGAAUGCACUAUUGAUGAUUUGAAACAAAUGAAGUAUGUCGAGAAAUGUGUGAAAGAAGCUCUCCGAUUACGACCGUCGGUUCCGCAUUUUGCUCGAAUUAUUGAAGAAGACAUCGACAUAAAUGGUGUUACUGUGCCACGUGGCACCUCGAUUCUCAUCUCGCCAGCAUUCAUUCAGAAUAGCGACAAAUUCUUCGACAAUCCUGAGAUUUAUGAUCCGGAGAGAUUUAGCGAAGAGAAUAUCACAAAGCGUCCAGCUUAUACCUAUAUUCCGUUUAGUGCGGGUCCGCGAAAUUGCAUAGGUCAAAAAUUUGCACUACAGGAAGAAAAAACGGUCAUUUCGUGGGUGCUUCGAAAAUUCGAGGUUUUCACUGACAUCGGCCUCGGCGAGAACAUGCCUCUUCCGGAAACGAUUCUGCGGCCCGAACUCGGGUUUCCCAUCACUUUGACACCACGCGUCUAA
Messenger RNA from Caenorhabditis bovis, 1509 nucleotides. The record is from the annotation of a GenBank genome assembly. Lineage: Eukaryota; Metazoa; Nematoda; Chromadorea; Rhabditida; Rhabditidae.